Geodia barretti is the source of this 2697-nucleotide messenger RNA. Lineage: Eukaryota; Metazoa; Porifera; Demospongiae; Tetractinellida; Geodiidae. The record is from the annotation of a GenBank genome assembly.
CAUCAGAUCAUCUACGAGGUACGCGCUUAUUGAAAACAAGAUAGAAAACGGCUUUGUGUCUCCCAAAGAGUGGAUAGCUACAAAUGACCACCGCAGCCUCCUCUGCGGCCGAGAAAGCUCGGCAGAUCGCAGCGAAGUAUUCCGGAGAGGGCCAAAGCUUCCAAGUGAAGUAUCUAGGUACGCAGGAGGUUAGCAGCGCCAAGGGAGAUGCAGUUAUUGCCGACUGCCUCAAGGAGCUCCGCAUGCUGUUCAAGGACGUUGCGGUCAACCUUCCUAAGGUUGUGGUCACCCUGCAGCUGAGCGGAAAUCACCGUCAUUGACGAAAAAUCCAAGGUGGAGAACAUCAAAGUUCCGCUGGACAAGAUCUCUUACGUGUGUCUGGACCCAGCAGACAGCUCUGUCUUCUCUUUCAUCAUACGCAGCAACGACACAAUCUCUUCCAAGGGACUGCGACUGCACGCUUUUGUUUGCCAUCCACAAGUAGCAAUAACGUUUAAUCGCUCAGCACGGGAGCUGUUUGAUUUCAUGGCCCGUCUGAUGCGAGCCAAGAAAAAGAUGGCGCGGCAGGAAGCAGAGGCGGCUGGAGUCAACAGUCAGACUCCAGAACUGCCUUCAAUUCCUCUUUCAGACUCUGAACCUCAGGCUAUAGUUCCAGCUACAGCUGAACCCAGCAAUCAGCCUCCAGAGGAACUGAUCCAGCUGCCAGGUGGAAACCCUUUUGCAGGGUCCACGGAUGGUUACAUGUACAGAUGGGCCUCUGCCAACUUGGCUGAGUUUGGAGUACGUUGCGAGUAUAGGCUUUGUGUAGGCAGGCCAGAGUUUGAAGUCCAUUUCUAUAAGUACCCUAAAGUUGAGCUCAGCAGUCUAGAGUGCAUUUGCCAAGUGAACUUCUGGGAUAGCUAUACAGCUGUGACUACUGGCGGUUUGCCUGUGCAGGAGAAGAGACAACAAGCUGUGUUUAAUGAAUGGAAAGAACUUGAGAAAGAACUCGAUGAGAUUGGACAGGAUCUGGGUGUUUCCAGUCCAGCAAAAGUACCAGUGACCUCGACUCCUACAGCUUCUUCACAAACAAUCUCAGCAAGUCUCGCCCCAAAGGCCUCCCAGCAGGAACCUCCUUCAACUUCCCAGCCUCCAGUCCUGCCAGACAUCAUGACAGCCAGUGGCUCUGAUCCUUUCAGCAGCAGCUUCUUUGGCAGCUCCUUUGGUGGUGCUAAUCCUCCUGCACUUGUGGCAGUCCCUCAGAGGAACGGAGACACAAACAUCUUUGACGAUCUUGUCUUCAACGGCCACGUUGACAAGACAGAGCACACGUCUGACUCUGUUCCAUCGACCCCCGAGGGUAAGAGGCUGACCUACGCAUCGAGACCUCGUCCCAAGGGGAGGUCCCUGGACACAUUGAGUCCUCUCUCCCCACCACCCGAUGGUGGUGGGUUGAGGGAAGCUCGAGAGGUAAGCCUGAGUCCCGACAGCGAAGAACAAGUGAAGAGCAUUCUCACCAACACUGACCCUUUCUCGCCUCCCCCCCUGAACGCUUUCCAGUUUCCUCAACCAAGCAGCAACGAAUCGGGCUUCUUUCAGCCGGCAUCCUUCACGCCAAUUGCCAGCCCUAGCUCUGGUGUCUUUUCUCCUACAUCGGUGAUGACACAGGACUCGAUACAACUGGUCAACCAGCUCUACCAGUCCCAAUCGUACACACCCAAUGGAUCGUUCUCCGGUCCGUUCUCGCCACCUGCUCAGGUCCCCUACCAAAUGGUUCCAGCAGUGAUGUCUCCACCGAUGGGACUAAUGCAGCCUCACUUCCAAGGACAGGGCGUUGGCCCACCAGUCAUGAUGCAGCAAGUACCAGCUCAACCUCAGGUGCUCCCAGAUGUGAUGAGCCCUCAGGCAAUGCUUCCUGUUGGGGUCAACAGCUUUGACGGCAUUCUCUCUCCAACUCUCGUUAAUUCACCCCCGCGACCUCCUGCAGGCUCAGUCUGGGCUCCUCAGAAUGCCCCAGAAAUCGCCCUGCAAAGGGAACAGAGAGAUUGCAUGUUUGCUGACCUGGUGUCCCAAACCUCCCACCCAAUCCCAGAGAAACGGAAAGAGUUUGAGCCCGAGGUGAAUAAGGUGGCCAAACCCACUCUCGCCGAGCUGCAGGAGAAGAAAAAGAAGGAGCAGGAAGAAGCUUUCAUAGCGAUCACCUCAGCGGAAAGCACAGAAGAGAAAGGGGAAGAAGUAGUCGAUUGGCCAUCUUCGCCAUUUGAUGACAUUGUUCUAACCCAACCAUUAGGGAGUAUCCCUGAGCCUCUGCUAGCCAGCUCCAGCCCAGUAUCUACAGCCACAGCGACAGGCAGUCAACAGAAAUCCAGCGAGUCUACUGGGCAGAAAGAUCCACUUGCACAGGUCCUUGACUUGGACAAUUUCGACGCGGCAUUUCAAGAGGGUGGCACUCAGGAUCAGAGCAUUGAGUCUGCUUUUGAGGCACAGGCAGCUCCCAAGUCGCAGCCACUCCCAUCCCCACCAGCCACCAACGAUCCGUUUGCCCCGACUGCUACUGUAGCCUCCCCCACAGAGAAGACCGCGGCUCCUUGGAGCCUCUUCUAAUGAGUGAUGUCCCCCUUUCUCUCGUGUGACUUUAUAGGCUUGGAUAUAACUGUGAUUGUGAGUGUGGCCCUUAGUUUUGCUUUGUGUGAGUAUUGCGUAUUAAUCCUAUUGUUG